AUGUCUGAGACGCCGGAGCAAUCGCAGUCUCGGCGUGAACAACACGCUGUUUAUUUGACUUCGCAACGCGCGACUGAGUCUUCACAGCAUAGAGAAACGCGACUCACACAGCAGGCUGAACGACAAGCUAGCCUGUGUAUAUCUGAGACGCCGGAGCAAUCGCAGUCUCAGCGUGAACAGCACGCUGUAUAUUUGGCUUCGCAACGCGCGUCUGAGUCUUCACAGCAUAGGGAAACGCGACUCACAGAACAGGCUGAGCAACAAGCUAGCCUGCGUAUGUCCGAAACGCUGGAGCAGAUGUAG
This is a messenger RNA of Diatraea saccharalis (sugarcane borer), 303 nucleotides long. Lineage: Eukaryota; Metazoa; Arthropoda; Insecta; Lepidoptera; Crambidae. The record is from the annotation of a GenBank genome assembly.